Clunio marinus is the source of this 291-nucleotide messenger RNA. NCBI's taxonomy places the organism in Eukaryota, Metazoa, Arthropoda, Insecta, Diptera, Chironomidae. The record is from the annotation of a GenBank genome assembly.
AUGAAAACGAUUUUGUCAUCAGUUAAUGGAAGAUUUCGCUCGAAAAACGCGAACGAGUUUGUGAGUUGUGAUGAGAGUAGAACGAUGAUAAGAGAUGAACUUCAUAACGUUAUCAAUCCCACCUCAGAUCUUAAUUCAUCGAAACUUUCUUCAAAGAAUCAGUCACUCGUUGCCAUAAGCAACAGCAGCAGCGGCAUCAUCCCACACCAUACAACGAUUUAUGUCAACAUGAAUUUAUCACUUGUUGCAUUAAAACCUUUUCGCGAAGUGAAUGGAGAUGAAAGAUGGUAA